This is a messenger RNA of Fusarium mangiferae, 657 nucleotides long. RefSeq lists its product as uncharacterized. Bases 1 to 657 code for a protein of 218 amino acids. The transcript has 3 exons. The record is from RefSeq and is a predicted model, not a curated record. Lineage: Eukaryota; Fungi; Ascomycota; Sordariomycetes; Hypocreales; Nectriaceae.
AUGAACAACGUGGAUGAGCUCGAGGUAUCCCUGGAGUUGAAAAGGUUUCUUAAGCCUCAACAGGGAACCACAUACAAAGAGAACUCUAAAUUCAUAUCGAAUGUUAUGAAAGGAGCGCGCAAAUUGAUGACAUUGAUAGACAGCCUACAUGAAAAGCUUGGGCACCGCGCCUUUGAGUUGCCGCUUCACUUCUCCCCUUCUUUUUCCGACCUAAGUCGGCUCACAAACCACGAUAUCAUCCAUAUCGAAUCAGCUGUUGAGGCUUGGAAUGCAACAAAUGAGAUCCAGGCGUACAAGCCUCUUUCUAUUGCGCUCCUGCUACAGCUAUGGCGACCAAAUAAAAGCCUCGGUCAGAUCGGGGAGUCUCUCGGGAUACGCCUCUUUGAUCAAGCAGAGCCAAACAAACUCUCAGAGGCAGUUAAGCAGGCUGAGGCACGUAGGCAGUCCCCAACCUUGGCAAUAGGGCCUAUGUCGCACUCUGAUGAAGAUGGAGAGGCCGGUGGCCUGACAAUAUCCCAAUUGAUGCAAAAUUCAUAUGCGGAUACGGAAACGCUUCCAAGUCAAGAUGUUGGUUUGGAACUCGAUGAUGAGUGGUCAUAUGCAUUCCUGGCCAGGUAUAUUAGUACAAACGGCCAAUCCGAGCAUUCCAGUUUCUGA